AUGUCUCAUCGAGAAACUCAAGCCAUGACCCUCUGCAAACUGGACUCCUACCCGGCUGAUGCAACAAUCACACGAAGAAAUAAUAAUGGCUACGACCACGAUUCUGACAAAGAAGAUACUGAAGCCUUUAUUAAAAAUGACUCUCAAGUGGACAUGAACGAUGAAGAAAUCCAAUCUUUCCGAAAUCUUUCGCAUAAAAUUCAGGAACUGGAGACGUCUCUCGACAAGUACUACGCCGAGAACAAUAUUUAUGCGAAAUUCAUCGAGUUUGAUGAGUAUCUUGAGACCCGCGCAUCCUCGAAACAAUUCAUCAGAACCGUUGAUCUGAACAGAUUGAACUCGUUUCUGAUGACUUUGGUUUGUGCUGGGACUCUAGGAUACUUCUACAUCUGGCGACUUCUCUUCGUUUCGAAGGGUAUCAAUUGCAAACUGCCUGAGGUCUACUGGUACAAAUACAUGCCAAAAGCCUUGAACAUUUCGGAAGGACCCCAAGAAGAGCAGACAUGGACCACGACCAAAUGCUACUUCAAGAGCUUGGGCACUUGGGAACGAUUCGCGGAGAUUCUCUUUGUCCUCUAUGUUUUCAUGGCUUUGUUUCAGAUCUUUUUUGCCCGCAGCUCAUCUCUAAAUUGGAAGAAGGCUGAUCGACUCAUCAAAUAUCUUCCUCUGAACAUUGCCCUCAAACGAAACUCAGUGACUGACCUGCAUCUUUUGAUUGCAAAAGUUUCUGAAAACGAAAAUGCCAGAAAGUCAAUUGCCAUGUGCGACAAGGUUCUCUCGGCCUUGGAAAAAUACGAGCAAGAGGAAAAAUUCCUGCCUGUUCUGAUGGAAGUCAUCGUUUGGUCUGCGACAGACGAAAAGGUUGGCGAUAUCGUCAAGAAAGUCCUCCAGCCGAAAGACAAAUAG
Oikopleura dioica is the source of this 906-nucleotide messenger RNA. The record is from the annotation of a GenBank genome assembly. NCBI's taxonomy places the organism in Eukaryota, Metazoa, Chordata, Appendicularia, Copelata, Oikopleuridae.